Oryzias latipes (Japanese medaka) is the source of this 1968-nucleotide messenger RNA. It is a transcript of the gene entr1, whose product is annotated as endosome associated trafficking regulator 1. Gene Ontology annotation, cellular component: centrosome; midbody; ciliary basal body. Gene Ontology annotation, biological process: positive regulation of cilium assembly; regulation of cytokinesis; positive regulation of protein localization to cilium. NCBI's taxonomy places the organism in Eukaryota, Metazoa, Chordata, Actinopteri, Beloniformes, Adrianichthyidae. The record is from RefSeq and is a predicted model, not a curated record.
GUGGAGUUGGAGGGGGGAUUUCCGGGUCUGAACCGGACCAGCUUUUGCGACAUGACAGUGUGGCUCUGCUAACCCGACCGAACCAAACCGAACCGAACCGAGCUGCCUGUGGCUGACAUGUCCGGCCAGAGGCGCGGAAAGACCUUGAUCAUCACCGACGAUGAGGAAGAGGAGGAGGGGCAGGCGGAGGACCUGAACCCGUUCUCCUUCAGGGAGUUCAUGCGCUGGAAGACUCACGACGGAGACCCGGAGCAGGACCAGAACCAAGUGGAGAGGAACCUGCCUCACCUGGAUGCGGACAUCAGCAGCUGCUUCCUGUCUGAGACUCACCUGGCAACGCAGGAGGAGGAGGAGUGGGGGCGGAGCUUCCAGUCAGGCGUGGAGAGCACCUCCUCCCUGUGCACUGAAGAUGAUGAAGAGGAGGAGGAAGAGGAGACGCGGUUCUCCUCUAAGCCCGAAGGACACACAGAGAACUAUGAGGGAGACGAUGAAACCUCCCUGGCUGAGGCUGCCCCCACCUGCAGGAGGAGGACUGCUCAGAUGCAGCAGCUGAAGGAGGAGAACCAGUCUCUGAGGAGGACGCUCAGGGAGCUGCAGAGGAGAGCCGAGGAUGACCAGCGCAGGGUGACACAGCUGACAGAAGAGCUGCUGCAGAGGAGGCGUCAGGAGGAGAAGGAGGCGCAGGAUCUUGAGAACAUGGUUCACUCCGUGGAGCAGAACCUGCAGCUGAUGACGAAACGAGCCCUUAAGGCAGAAAACACAGUUUCCAGACUGAAGGCGGAGCUUCAGCAGCUGCAGGGCGAGGUGCAGCGUCUGUCAUCGGAGAACUGCAGCCUGAAAGCAGCAGAGUCUCAGGUCGUCAUGACGAUGAGGCAGAACGCCCAGGUGGCCUCCGAGUACUUGAACAAGACGACGAGCCGCGCCUACUCUUCCAUCCGUCAGCUGAUGGGGGAAGCGGAGACUCUCCGCUUGGUGUCUCAGCUGCUUCAGUCCAUCGAGAAGAUCUCCAGCGUGGAUGCAGAGUCCUGAGCCGCUCCUCAUCCUCACGCCGCCGCCCUCAGUCAUGGAACCGAUCCCAGGUCAGAGGGCGGGGCCAUCAACCAGGGGACGCGGAUGAAGCUUCACACUGAAGAUCAUCAUCAUCCUCUUCAUGAACUUGAGCUAAAAAUGGAGGUUUCUGCCUCUCCUGGUGAGAGGUGAAGCCGCCUUUCAGCAAUAGAUUUCAAAUCGUCCGUAUUUGCUGUAAUCUGUCUGUUAUUUGAACAGUUUUCUCAGAUGUUUAUCUCUCUGAGGUCAUUUUGAAAUGUCAGAUGCGCCACUGAAAAGAUGUUUUUUGAGAUCACCUUCAUCCCAAACUUCAGUGGAAACCUGAAGAAGUUCCAGCUUUGGGGAAAUCUGGUCCAGAGUUCAGCUUGAUGCGGUUUGUGGAUGUUGGACUGCCAUCUAGUGGUGUGGAGUGGACUGGUCUUCCAAACUGGACCAAGCGAUGAACGUAUGAAGGCCUUUGACCCCGAACUCUGACCUUCAGCAGAUCCCCUCCGUGCUCAGCCCCCCCUGGCAGCUGUAGAUGUAAACCCGCUCAUCCUGCUCUCCAGGAAAACCAUUUAUUUACACAUCAUGUUUGAGGACCACUGAUCUUUGAAUUCAAAGAGAGUUUUGAUCUUUGAACACGCCUCCACGCCGUGUUUGCUGCUCUGCAUGUGCUGAUAGUGAAAACCUCAGAAAGGCCAGGCGGAGGGGCGCGCACAGGCCGCGGCUAUAAACGUUCUGACAUCUGUGGUUGCUAUGGUUACAGGGUGUGAAGUGCUGAGUUCAUGAAAACCUUUUCGUCAGGUGUUACAGGGGGUGUGACCCCCCACUUGACUCUGAGGAAUCGUGCCAAAAUGCAUCAUUUCACCAUGAAACAUGCAAACAGACUGUGUCAUUGCUUUAUUUUUUAGAGGGAAAUAAAUGAUGUUGAACUUUUAA